This is a messenger RNA of Eublepharis macularius, 2712 nucleotides long. It is a transcript of the gene NR2C2AP, whose product is annotated as nuclear receptor 2C2 associated protein. The record is from RefSeq and is a predicted model, not a curated record. The transcript has 7 exons. Bases 416 to 838 code for a protein of 140 amino acids. Lineage: Eukaryota; Metazoa; Chordata; Lepidosauria; Squamata; Eublepharidae.
UGCAGGAAACAGGAAGCCAUGUUGCCAAUUGCAAUCUCCUACCCUGACUCUCUUGCUUGCUUCCUAGGAGGAGGAGAAAGACACGAGGGGGAAUGCAAUUACACUGACGGUACCCCAAAUCGGUGCGACGUUCUGCAAUAGGUAUUAGAGGGGGUGGACUAGUGGAGUUGUCUACCCUGCCCCACCCCCGGGACUCGAGUCUGCUCCUGCAUGUUUUACGUAGAGGUUUGCAAACAUUGGGAGCUCGAAGCAGUUCUAUGUGAUCUCCCUUUUCCCCAUACUGUUCUUACACCAAUCCUGUAAGGCAGUAUCUUGCGCAGUAGUUACCUGAACUCUGCCCUGUCUCCACACGGCUUCUCACUUUUGCACCGUUGGUGGGCUCGUGCUGGCGUUUCACUGGUGGGCUGGUACCAAAAUGGCAGCAUCUUCUGUGAUUUGCCCCGAGAUGGUGAGCAGGGUGAGUUCAGUCCUCAAUCGAGAGGCAAAGCAAUUUGGAAAGAAACACAUGUUCGAUGGGAAUGAGGAAACGUGCUGGAACUCUGACCAGGGCUCCAUCCAGUGGCUGACAUUGGAGUUUCCACACACAGUCAAAGUUUCCCAAGUUCAAAUACAGUUCCAGGGUGGAUUUGCAAGUCAGAAAUGCGUGCUGCUUGGGUGCAGCAGAGGUGAAGAACUUUCCCAGAUUGCUGAAGUAUACCCUGAAGAUACAAACUCUCUCCAAAGCUUUUUUCUUACAGAGACACUUUUGGAUAAACUGAAAAUCACCUUUGAAGACAGCACGGAUUUCUUCGGAAGAAUCAUCAUCUACCACCUUGAUGUUCUUGGGGAAAAGCUUUAAUGUAAAAAGGAAGCAAGUUGGGGGCUCCUUUGUUCCCUUCCUUCAGCACAGAACCAAAGCAGUUCCACGCUCAGUUUUAGCGGUGAAAAUUGCUUACCGUGACUCUUCGGUAAAAUACCUCCCUAAGAUGGGCCGUGGUUCUAAGUUUUCUGAAGACUCUCUUUUCUUGUCAUCCUUUAGUCAAGGAUUUUGAAGGAAAGUAGAAUUUUGCUUCUCUUUAAAGCAAAAACAACUUACCAUUAAAAUAACACAACUAAAGCUUUUGUGUAGGAAGAAAGACAUCUUUAGUGGACCAAGCUUGAGAAAAUGGACUGUUCCUUAAUAUAGCAACAUACCAAAAGCCUUCAAAUCAAUAAGUCCAAGAUCCAUUAGGGUUUUUUGCGGGGGGGAAGAUCUGAAGUACAAAAAGAAAUAGAUUUCGUUUUUUUCGGUUGAGAACUGCCCUAUUCCACAUGACCAGCAGUAGAAAACCAGAGCAGGCCAAAGUCUCAAAUUGUGUAUUAGCUUUGGUUAUGAAGGGGGAAAUGAACUUUUCUUCCCCCCACCCCCACCUAACCUAGUACAUGUUAAGAGAGAGGUGAUGCAGGCUUACUAGAUUGGUCAAAAGUCGCAGCAUCCUUGCCUAUACCUAAUAAUCGUGGAGUAAGAUUCUAAUCUGUCACCUAAAGUUUAUUUGGUUGCAAAAAUGGGAAGGCUCAUAUAUGAUACAUUUUCAAAUUUGGUUAGACACAGAGGAGGAAGCAUAAUGCCAAAUAAGCAUCCAACAAGAAAAAUGUGAAACAGAUUUUGUUCAAUCAGCCCCACAAAUAAAUCCACAAAUGGUUUUAUUAGCCCUCUCUCCACCCUUGUCAUCUGGGGCAUGUUAUCCAUCUGAAACAUACAAAGAAAAUUUCUGUAAACUUAUCUUCAAAUUUACAAAUGUUCUCAUUCCUAUGCAGCCAGAGAAGUCACCCCGACUCGCCACAGGCGACCAAGCAAGGUGGCUGUUUGCAAGCCAGAAAGAAAAGUCACAUUUUGCUCUCUUUGUGACUCUUUUUGUGGAUAUGAAAAACAAUAUCUUGCUAUUAGGAAUGCGAUUUUUAAAAAAUACUGCGUAAAUGAAGUUCUUUUAAAUGUGAUCAGGAAAUAUUUCUUUCACACACACACACGCACACACAAAGUCAGUUUGGUUUGCAAUCCUGGAGGACAGAGGACUUAUUUUCUGGCAGUUUGAGGUUUGACUCACUUACAUGAGCAAUCUGGGGACGUCUUUAUUCCCCUUGUCUGCCAUCUGCACGGCAUGGCUUUAAGCAACGGGACAGGAAUGGGCUUACUCAGGAGGAGUACCAUACGUCUUCCUCAUGCUCUGGCCAGAGAGAUGAGGCUAACUUCCACAGGCCCCUGUCAUCUUGACUAGAUGUGCAGUCCAGAGUUCUGGUCCCACUUUCCAACCCCUUCCCAUAUCCAUGAGCAGUUGUGCCAUUUAGUUCUGGCUUUCUUCAUCUUGGCAAAGGCUGAGCCGAGGGGCUUUUCAUUCAGUCUCUUUGUUCUGGAAUAAUUUCAGAAUAUGCUUUUCAAUCACCUGCUGGACUAGAAGCCAAGAAAGGGGGGGAGGGGGAGGGAGAGAGAGCACAGAAUAACGUUACUGAUUUAGUUAUCUAACAAUGCAGCCAUGUUCCAGAAAAAAAAAUACUCAAUUGUUUUCUGUUUUCGACCCAAGCCAAAAUCUUAGGGUAGAAAAAUGUCCCAUAAGAAAAAAAAAUUGUCAUGGUGGAGCACAUUGUGUUUUGCAAUAUUCAAACACCCAUUCAAAAGAAAAAGACACUUCUAUAUGAGGCAGAAAAUAAUUGUAUUAAUAGUAACUUUUUAAAAAAUAAAACUUGCAUUUGUCUAGA